Molecule: messenger RNA, 1521 nt
Organism: Dictyostelium purpureum
Lineage: Eukaryota; Evosea; Eumycetozoa; Dictyosteliales; Dictyosteliaceae
Exons: 3
Coding region: 1-1521 (506 amino acids)
Molecular function (GO): iron ion binding; monooxygenase activity; oxidoreductase activity, acting on paired donors, with incorporation or reduction of molecular oxygen
Source: RefSeq, a predicted model, not a curated record
AUGAAUUUAUUAUUUAUUUUUAUAUCUUUAAUAAUAUUUUUUAUAAUUUAUUAUUAUUAUAAGUUUUUCAAUUAUGAUAAUCAUAAAUUAAAAUUAAAAGGUCCUUUUCCAUUACCAAUUUUAGGUAAUUUACAUCAAUUUGGAACCAAAUCGCCUCAAUUAAAAUUAACUGAAUAUUCUCAACAGUAUAAACAUAUAUUCAGAAUGUGGAUGGGUGAUAAAUAUUCAGUAAUUGUUAGUGAUCCUAAAUUAAUUAGAGAAAUGUUAAUCGAAAAUUUUUCAGCUUUUAAAGAUAGACCCUUCUCUGCAAAGUUAGCAUUUGGUAAUAACUAUCAUGGUACUACUACAGGAAACGGUGACUAUUGGGAUAGAAACAGAGAUAUCGUAUCAAGAGCAUUAAGAAAGUCAUCAAAUAAAACACUCUAUGACUUUUUAAACCAAAAAGUAUCAGAGUUUAUGACAAUGGUCGACAACAGAUUUAAAGAAUUCAAUACAUCUGGUGCAGAUGAAAAUGAAUAUAUAAUUUUAGAAAAACCAAGAUUCCUUAUUCAAAGAUACACAAUUUCUAUCAUGUACAAGUUUAUCUUCAAUGAAGAUAUCAAGUUUUCAAACGAAAAUGAAGAAGAUUCUAAAGAGUUAAAAUUCUUUUUUAGAACAAUUAAAGAAAUUUUCAAGGUAUUUUCAGCAUCAACUUUAAUUGACUUUAUCAGUGUAUUGCAGCCAUUAUAUUUUCAAUAUUUAAAAAAAACAGAUACUUUAUUCCCAAAGAUUUUCAGUUUUAUUAACAGCAAGUAUCAGCAACAUUUAAGUGAAAUGUCAUUCGAAGGAAAUGAAGUUAAAAGCAAGCCAAAGGAUUUAUUAGAAUCACUCAUCUAUGAGUAUGGCAAGGACAAACCAACCGAAAGCGAUGUACAAAGUAUCUUAACAACUUGCUUAGAUUUCUUUUUAGCUGGAACUGAAACAAGCUCUACCGCAAUCGAAUGGAUUUUAUUAAAUUUAAUCAAUCGUCCUGAAUACCAAAGUAAAAUUUAUAGCGAACUUAAAAAUCUCGAUAAACAAACCAUCAAAGUUCAAGAUAAAUUAGAAACACCAUUACUAGUUGCAUUCAUCAAAGAAACAUUAAGAAUUCACCCAGUAGCACCAUUUGGUUUACCACAUGAAUGCACUCGAAAUGUAGUUAUUGAUAAUAAGUAUUUUAUUCCAAUGGGUUCACAGCUGCUUAUAAAUUUCAAAGGAAUAGCAUACAAUGAAAACUGCUUUAAAUACUCAAAAAGCUUUUACCCCGAAAGAUUUAUUGAUUCAAAAAUUGAAAAUGAUUCAUUUUUAAUAUUUGGAAUUGGCCAAAGAAAUUGUGUUGGAAAUCAAAUUGCUUUAGAUGAAAUUUAUUUAUUAAUUUCAAAUUUAAUUUUAAAAUAUAGAUUCGAAUCUAUCGAUGGUAAAAAAAUUCAAGAAAUUGAAAAGUUAUCUUUGACAUUAUAUCCAAAAAAAUUUAAUAUUAAAAUUAUUAAAAGGUCAAAUUAA